CUGUGUGAUCCUUCCUUGAUCGAUCCUCCUUUGGCACACAGUCUUUCCACUCACUCACUCAGUCGUCGGCUAGUGGGCGUGCACGAGGCUAGGCGUGUACUCUUUCUCUUCCUGGAGCCUCAUGUCUUUCUCUUCCUGGAGCCUCAUGCCUUUCUCUUUCUGGAGCCUCAUGUCUUUCUCUUUCUGGAGCCUCAUGUCUCUCCAUUCUGGAGCCUCAUGUCUGCCUCACGGGCAGCCUCUGCAUAGCAGACAGAAGACACACAUCCGUGCAUGUGUGUAAGUACCCAUCAUCAAGUAGGUUAAAAUGCAAAUGGCGGGGGGGGGGUUCGGCAGGUAUUCUUCUGUCUGUCUGUCUGUCUGUCUGUCUCAGAGUCUGACUCACCUCUGUUCGAAAUCCAGCUCGGAUUUCCAGGGAAAAAUUUGGCGGUCGUCGCGAUGCCCCACGUCUCAAUUGACAUGAGGUGACCGGCCUUGAACACGCGGCCCUCAAGGGGAUCCUCCCCAGAGGUCCUCUCGACGAACUUCUGUCUCACACGAGACAAGGCAAGGACACGCACAGGAUGGGACAUGUAGUUGUUGCAAACACAUCUGAGUCGCAGUGACUUGCUCCUUCUCACCACGUCCUUGGCGGCCAUGCACCAGGUCUCCAGACCGAGCGAGCCGACAGACAUCAGAUGAGUUGCAGUGUUUGGCCACGUCCUCUGUCUCCUCGCAUGUCCCCACUCCCUGGUCAUUCUGGUGUAGUGCCAUCAGGAAAUUGGCCAUCCGUAUCUGUCGUCCGGAGAGACAGCAGAAGGGCAGAUAUGAAACGCUCCCGCAUCUAUCGAUUCCUAGCUCACCUCCUUGACGACACAGGUCUGUCUGUAGUAUGUGCACCUCUUCGACAUCUGGUCCCCGUAGACGCUUGCCUGUGGGUAGACGACACAGAAGGGUCGUAAGGCCAUCUUGUGAGACGUCUCACCAUGUCUGUAGUUUCUUUGCCGUUGGUGCAGUGUUGGGUGUGGUAGGCUAUCAUGUCGACUUCGCACGGCUCAGGCUGGCCAGUCCGGAGGCUCUUGCAAGUGGCCAGGCCGACGCAGGAGGCGAGCACCAGGGCCUUAAGCAGAAGGGCCGGCACGACGGAUGCCAUCUGCAAUGACAUGCCAAACAGAACAGAGCCAUCCCAUCUAAUUGCCCACUGUAACGGCGUGGCAGUCAACCUCCGGCCGCCUCGUCUCGCUCACCGUCUCGAAAGCCGCAGGCAACUCAAAUGGUGAAGGAACGCUUAGUCAGGGACACCCAGAGAGGCUUCCGGGACCGCAGAAAUGAAGGCGGUGGGCUCUGCGGCGCUCUCUGGCCUGGUGCGAGGCGUUGUGUCACAAGGCCUCGUGGCAAAGCCCGCAGUCUAUUUGCCCCCAGUGGCAGAGAGCCGUGGGCUGCAAUGCUCAGACAGCGGAGACUCUGAGGGAAAAGGAUUCGGAGAAGCCCUGGGGGGUGGUCUGCGGACAGGAGACGCCCCCGGCCAAUUUACGAAACCGAAACAUUGGCGUGGUUUUUGCUUUGUGUUACUGAUGGCUGGCAGCAGCCCGCUCCGUCGUCUGACCCCAUCUCCCUUUCUCCCCUUCUCGGCUCAUCCUCCUCUUCCAGUGACGGCCAUGACGGCGACAUGAAGGACCCCGCGGCCAUCGUGCUGCCGCCCAUGAGCCUCGUGCAGCUGCGGCAGGUGCUCAAGGACAAGCGCACCAAGCGGCUGCUCGCCAGCCGUCCCCCACCAAAGGCAAAGGCAGCAUCCAAGAAACGCUCCCGGCCCGACAAGGCAACGCUGGUGGUGGUGUGUGUGAUGGUGAGGGUGAGGGCACGGGAGCGGUGGGUUGGGGGGGAAGCAGCAGGGGCCCAUCGCAAUCAAAACCAUCCAAAUAGGUAGAUGGGGCACAAAGCGUCACCUUAAGCCAUGAUGUCGCACAUGGACGUCACCAUUGCACACAGGAGGUGUUGGGUUGUGAGAUUGUCGGAUGUGGACGUGGGCCCACUCAUUAAUAGGUGCACUCACCCAUGGCAGCGACGGACAGUUCAGCGCACGCCCCCCCGUGGCUUGAAACUCAAAAUAAAUACACCAAAACUGGCCUAGAAGAAACAAACUGAGGCUGCGAAACCUCCCGGUGGACAUCGCCGAUGCCCUGAGUUCCUGGCGACGCAGACACCGCAGUG
This is a messenger RNA of Vitrella brassicaformis, 2187 nucleotides long. NCBI's taxonomy places the organism in Eukaryota, Vitrellaceae. The record is from the annotation of a GenBank genome assembly.